GAGAGACUUGCAUAAUGCAGCGUAAGAGAGAAAUAAAGGCGUUCACUUUUCUAAUACAUAUACCUGUAGCAUUUUGCAAAAUCCUUCACAUCUCUCUUGUAACUAUAGCAACCUACUACCUGUUGUGUGUGUAAUAAGCAACCCCUUAACAACCAAUCGCCCCUUAUAGCAACAAGGGAAUACUGAAAUAUAAUUUUAAUACUUUUCUUAUAUUCUCUCCUAACCUUCGUCUCAUAUUCUUGUUCAUUUACCACUCACUUUUCUCAUUUUGCAGUAGUUGUGUGCUUCGUUACCAUAGCUGCUGUAGAAUUUCAUUUUCAUUUAAAUUACAAAAUUAUUUAUAAAUUUCCAUAGCUACAAUUCUAAAAAAAACACUAAAAAAUUAAAUGGAUUGGUUUGUAAUUUGAUUUUAAAAUUUUUCCGUGUAAUUUGUGACCACGUGAUAAGUUAUUUUAUAAAAUAAAAUUAAAAAUGUGUCAAAAAACUAUAGCAACAGCAGCGUUGCUAUUACUGGUUUCUAGUUGUCAUGCCAUAAAAUACUCCUCCUCCCCCCCAUCACCCCAAGCACAAUCCCCCCCAGAUUUCACAUGUCCCGAGGACUUUGGAUACUUUCCUCAUCCUUCGGACUGCUCACAAUACUACGUCUGCGUGUUCGGCGGAGCCCUGCUCGAAUCCUGCACUGGAGGAUUAAUGUACUCCAACGAACUCCAAACCUGCGACUGGCCACGCAACGUAAAUCAAAAUUAUUGCCAUGGAAACAACACUCUCCAAGAGACGAUCCCCAAAAAACCCCAAAAAUCACGUGGCCACCAACGAACCACGCCCCCACCCACGACCAGCUACGUUUAUAAACCCAUAAAAAUAGAAAACUACUCUGACCUAUCGUCCGUAAUAGCGACGCGCAACGAGCAGGAAGAGGAAGGCGCGCGGAGUGGGCGGAGCUACGCGCAGAGCGGCCCGGAAAAGGAAUUUUACAAUAAAAAUGCGGGGGUUGGUGGACUCACGGGGAGUUACAAACCACACAAACCGCCUUGGAAACACCACCACAGAAAAAAACGACAAAUUUUGUUCAAUUUUUUGGAUAAACUAGGGUUUAAAUUUAAAAAAUAUGAUAAUUUACCGAAAACCAUGGCAACGCAAAAUUUUUAUAUCCCCACUUCCGAACGUAAAAAUAACCAUGGUCCCAACUCGUUAAUUUACCCGAAUCACUAUGACAACCCGAUUUACAGAAAUAUCCUAAAUCCUAAAUUACUAACUACUAAAAAUCCAAUUAAACUAAAUUUCAAAUCCAAGCCAACGAUUCAUUUAAAUCAAAAUCACCAUCUUAAAUUGCAAAUGAAUAAUUUUGACAAGUUUAAACCGUUUCCCGUUGCCAUGGGGAUUAAUAAGUUUUUUCCCACGACGACCAUGACAACGACAAGAACGACGACGGGGAAAUUUUAUCCCCCCACACUGACCCCAAAAUACGUUCCAAAAGAAGAGCUUGACUAUGACGACGAUUACUCGGAAACCAUGACAACCACAACCACGACAACUAAGCGACCUUACUUUACGACAAGCAGGAGGUCCGUCUCGGGCUCGUCGAAGUACUCUCCCCAGAUAGCGACGGAUUAUAAUGCCAACGACUAUUCCUACGCGAAUCAGCGGUAUGCCUCGGGCGUUACCAACGUUACCUGGCAACAACCAGCGGUUGCCACGGCAACGCCAGUGGAGGAAGAGGACGAUGAGAGUUACUAUGUUUAUGAGGACGCCGCGGGGAAUCAGCAGGACGUGGAUGUCGGUGGACUACAAAUACCAACACCCAAUCACCACCCGUCGCCCCAUCACAACCCCCGCGCCCGCACCCCCACCCACGCGCCGCACAACGACCACCCCCCCAAAACAGAAAUCUCGAACCUCCCCCCCACGCGCUCCCGCCCCACCCUGAAACCAAAAUCCUCCAUCGUCCCCAAGGACCUCCCCCCCGUCCGCGACGUGUAUUUGGACGCCCCCUCGCGCCCCGCCCCCUUUUACGAGACCCCGAUUCCGAACACCCCCGCGACGAAAUGUAACCGAGAGUUGUGCCAGAUCCCGGACUGCAAUUGUGGGGGGAAGGAGAUUCCGAGCGGUUUGAGACCUGAGGAGACCCCGCAGAUCGUUUUACUCACUUUUGACGAUAGCGUUAACGAUUUGAACAAGAACCUUUAUCGGGAUUUGUUCGAGAAAGGGAGGAAAAACCCGAAUGGGUGUCCGAUUAGUGCCACUUUUUAUGUGAGUCACGAGUGGACGGAUUACUCGCAGGUGCAGAAUCUGGCGGCGGAUGGGCAUGAGAUUGCGAGUCAUUCUGUGAGCCACUCCUUCGGUGAGAGCUUCUCCCAGAAAAAGUGGGAAAAAGAGAUAAACGGCCAACGAGAAAUCCUCUCAGCCUACGGCGGCGUCAAACUUUCGGAAGUUCGCGGGAUGCGCGCCCCCUUUUUGGCCAUUGGUGGAAACAACAUGUUCAAAAUGCUCCACGACGUCAACUUCACCUACGACAGCUCGAUGCCCGUUUAUGAAAAUAGACCCCCGAGCUGGCCCUACACGCUGGAUUAUAAAAUUUUCCAUGACUGCAUGAUUCCGCCCUGUCCGACAAAGUCAUAUCCGGGGGUGUGGGAGGUUCCCAUGGUGAUGUGGACUGAUUUGAAGGGCGGCCGCUGCUCCAUGGGCGACGCCUGCUCGAACCCCCCCACGGCCGAAGGAGUCUACCAAUUUUUAGCCAAGAACUUCGAACGCCACUACACGACGAACCGCGCGCCAUUUGGCCUCUAUUACCACGCGGCCUGGUUCACGCAGGCGCAUCACAAAGAAGGUUUCGAAGCCUUUCUGGACACCUUGGUGCAGAUGGACGACGUUUGGCUGGUGACCAACUGGCAGGCGAUUCAGUGGGUGAGGAAUCCCACUCCAUCGUCGAAAAUUAACGAGUUUGCCCCCUGGAAUGAGUGCAGGACGAGGGAGCACCGCCCCCCACGCUGCAACCACUCGCGGGUCUGCAACCUCUGGCACAAGAGCGGCGUCCGCUACCUGAAAACGUGUCAAAACUGUCCGGAGCAGUACCCCUGGACCGGAAACACCGGCGUCCCCUUCACCAUCUGAUUUUGUGAUUUUUCUUGUGAUUUUUUCUAUUUUUUAGGGGUGGAACUUUUGUAUUUUUUUAUAGUUAAUAAAUUUUAAUUAUUUUCGAACA
Molecule: messenger RNA, 3202 nt
Organism: Folsomia candida
Lineage: Eukaryota; Metazoa; Arthropoda; Collembola; Entomobryomorpha; Isotomidae
Gene: Cda5
Exons: 10
Coding region: 472-3111 (879 amino acids)
Biological process (GO): carbohydrate metabolic process
Cellular component (GO): extracellular region
Molecular function (GO): chitin binding; hydrolase activity, acting on carbon-nitrogen (but not peptide) bonds
Source: RefSeq, a predicted model, not a curated record